CUGGCAGAAGAGGGGGGGAGUGAUGGAGCGGGUUCCGUGCGGGGAGGCCUCUGGCGAGGCGGCCGCGUAGUAGGAUGGGCCGGGGAGGCCUAGGCUUCGGCUCUGGGGCGGCGCCGAAGCAGCAGGCCGCGGCGACUACGGGCCUGUAUUCGUGGCCGGCCAGCGGGGGGUGGUGAAGUGGUUGGUUGUGGCCGGCGGCCGCCGAGGCACAGCGGGGUCAGUUCACUUUAGUGUUUGCCGAUGUUGGAGGCGUCACCAAAGUGUCUCCGGGAACCAGUAAAAAAAUAAUAAUGGCACAAGUCAAAACACAGACUGUAACAAAUCACUCUGGACCUGCCCUGACUACCCCAGCAACACCAGCCCCAUCAGUAAUGGCAACAAGUUCAGUUGGUCUUCAGUCCUCCGUAAAUGGAUCUGUUCCAGAGUUGGCUGUAGACUGUAAUAAUUCUACAGCUGGUUUGGUGGAUUGUACCAGCUCACCUGUUCCUUUCCAAGAUAACAUGGUAAACCCCAAAGAGAAAACACCAAUGUGUCUGGUAAAUGAGUUAGCCCGUUUCAAUAGAAUUCAGCCUCUGUAUAAACUUCUGAACGAACGAGGACCUGCUCAUGCAAAGAUGUUCACAGUGCAGCUGACUCUUGGAGAACAGACAUGGGAAGCUGAAGGAAGCAGUAUUAAAAAGGCUCAUCAUUCUGCUGCUAGCAAAGCUCUGAGUGAAACUACUCUACCCAAGCCAACACCAAGACCACCCAAAAAUAAUGUUAAUAACAACCCAGAUAGUGGGAAAUCCGACGGACACUGUGCAGAGAAGCUGAGUGCGAAAUCGGUCAUAGUCUUUAAACUCUUCAG
This is a messenger RNA of Heteronotia binoei (common prickly gecko), 847 nucleotides long. RefSeq names its product double-stranded RNA-binding protein Staufen homolog 2-like. The record is from RefSeq and is a predicted model, not a curated record. NCBI's taxonomy places the organism in Eukaryota, Metazoa, Chordata, Lepidosauria, Squamata, Gekkonidae. The transcript is spliced from 5 exons. The annotation marks the transcript as partial.